AUGCUUCUCGGUAAUAGCUUCGGCAGUCACGCGACGCGUAGAUUCGACAGUUGGCUCAACGGUACGUUUGUAAACAGGCUCGGUCGGGACUCCGUGCGCCGCUGCGUUGGGCACGAGUGCGAGCGAGGAGGGGCGGCGCCAGGCGCGUGGAGAAGAGAAGGUGAAGGCGCGCGAGUGACUGGGGCUCGAGGUAGGGUCGGGCCAGCAGCUGCAGCUGCAGUUGCCACUGCGACCCGCGCGGGCCGUGAACGCACGGCGAGGGGCGCGGGUACAGGGGCAGACGGGCUGGCCGAGCUGCGAGGGCGGGGCGGGGGGGAGGCGGAGGGACGCGCGAGAGGGGGCGAGAGGAGCAAAGGGGGCGAGAGGAGCGAAGGGGGCGAGAGGGGCGAAGGGGGCGAGAGGAGCGAAGCGGGCAGUGGCGAGGGGAUGGUGGCGCAAGGCCCGACAGGCGGUGCGUGCGACCGCGAGCAGCGAGAGGAGGGGGCGGCGGGGCGGGAGGCGGGGGGCAAGCCGCGGGUGAUUGUGAUUUCGGGUCCCACAGCCGUGGGCAAGUCGCGGCUGGCGCUGGCGGUGGCGGAGGCGGUGCGAGGCGGCGAGGUGGUGAGUGCGGACUCGGUGGCGGUGUACCGCUCCCUCAACGUCGGCUCCGCCAAGCCCUCCCCUGCCCACCAGCGCCGCGUGCCGCACCACCUGCUGGACAUCUGCGAGCCGUGGCAAGGCGAGGUGGUAACGGGGCCGUGCAGUGGGGGGGAGGCAAGCAAGUUCACGGCGGGCGACUUCUACGAGGUGGCGCGUGCGGCCGUGGAGGGCGUGGUGCAGCGGGGGGGCGUGCCCGUGGUGGUGGGCGGCACGGGGCUCUACCUCGCAUGGCUGCUGCACGGCCGCCCCGUCACCCCCCCCUCGUGCCCCGCGCUGGAGCACGCCGUGGCCGCCGAGAUCCACGCCGCUGUCACGCGCGCCAGGCAGGCCAGGGGGGCGAGGGGGGCGAGGGGGGAUGAGAGGAGCGUAGGGGCGGUUGGUGGGGCAGAAGAGGCAGCAGGUGGGGGUGAGGGGGAUGCAGCAGAGGGGGUGAUGGAGGGAGAGGAAUCAGCAGGCGAGGCAGUGAGGGGCGGCUUGGAGAUAGCGUUGAGUGCCGACGAGAGGAGCGAGGAGGGCAACGAUGGUGCGCGAGUGGGUGCGGGGGGAGGUGGCAUGGCUGUGGGGGGAAUGGAGGAGGAGACGGGGCAGGGCGAAGCGGGGACAGGGGGAGAGGCGAGGGAGCGGGGGUGGGCGAGCAGGCAGCCGCGUGUGAGGCCAGCUGGCACGGAAUGA
Messenger RNA from Closterium sp. Naga37s-1, 1311 nucleotides. The record is from the annotation of a GenBank genome assembly. Lineage: Eukaryota; Viridiplantae; Streptophyta; Zygnematophyceae; Desmidiales; Closteriaceae.